AUGGAUUUAAUGCAUCGAGUGUUUAAACCUUAUUUGGAUCGGUUUGUGGUAGUCUUUAUUGAUGAUAUUCUGGUGUAUUCUAAGACAAAGGAGGAACAUAAGCAACACUUGAGAAUAGUAUUGCAAACCCUAAGAGAGCACCAGUUGUUUGCUAAGUUUAGCAAGUACGAAUUCUGGCUAGAGAAAGUGACGUUUCUAAGCCAUAUAAUCUCAAAAGAUGGACUUACUGUAGAUCCAGCUAAAGUUAAAGCGGUUGCCAAAUGGAAACGGCCGGAGAAUCCUACUAAUGUUCGAAGCUUUUUGGGUUUAGUAGGGUAUUACUGCCGGUUUAUAAAGAAUUCCUCAAGAAUUGUGGGACCCCUAACGAAUUUGACAAAGAAACAAGGGAAAUAUAUUUGGGAUGCUAAGUGUGAAACGAGUUUCCAGGAGUUAAAGAAGCAAUUGACCAUGGCUCCAGUGUUGGCUUUGCCAAAUGGGAAGGAUAGUUAUAUGAACUAUCCAACCCAUGACUUAGAAUUAGCAGCUGUUGUGUUUGCUUUGAAGAAAUGGCGGCAUUAUUUGUUUGGGGUGACAUUUUGA
Messenger RNA from Coffea eugenioides, 579 nucleotides. RefSeq lists its product as uncharacterized. The transcript is spliced from 2 exons. The record is from RefSeq and is a predicted model, not a curated record. NCBI's taxonomy places the organism in Eukaryota, Viridiplantae, Streptophyta, Magnoliopsida, Gentianales, Rubiaceae. Bases 1 to 579 code for a protein of 192 amino acids.